Messenger RNA from Coccomyxa subellipsoidea C-169, 876 nucleotides. RefSeq lists its product as hypothetical. Gene Ontology annotation, biological process: negative regulation of cell population proliferation; regulation of transcription by RNA polymerase II; negative regulation of cell cycle. Bases 1 to 876 code for a protein of 291 amino acids. Gene Ontology annotation, cellular component: nucleus; chromatin; histone methyltransferase complex. Lineage: Eukaryota; Viridiplantae; Chlorophyta; Trebouxiophyceae; Coccomyxaceae. Gene Ontology annotation, molecular function: Y-form DNA binding; chromatin binding; transcription cis-regulatory region binding. The transcript has 7 exons. The record is from RefSeq and is a predicted model, not a curated record.
AUGACGGUGACAGCACUGGUGGCUUCAUUGAACCCUGCAAUCGUAGCGCGUCAGAACACCGGUGUUGAUUCAGAAGAGAUACAAGUACUUCAGAAGCUGCUGCUUGAGGAGAUCCGCUCAAAGCACCCAGAGGCAAUGUACCCUGCUGCCCUGUGUACCCUGGCAGACCUUCUGGAGAUAGAGGAGCAGGAUGGUCUGGACAAAGCCAUUGCCUCUGGCUCGGAGCAAGAAGCUGUCGCCAGGUGCACAUGCCGCAGCGAAGACACUGCACAGGCGGUGUUCAAGCAGGCUAUAGCAAUGGCAAGAAGGCCUGAGAACGCCAAUCAUCAGUGGUAUCCGUACUCCUAUAUCUGUGGGUAUCUCAUGCGCAGAGCAGGGUUCAUUCUCCAGAAUCUUGCGGAUUGCCAGGAGAUGGCCAUGGGGUUGCUACAAGAUGCAGGGAGAUGGAUGGGGAGUAAUGGAGGCGCAGCAGUGCUCAGGAAAUACAGGUACACAAGCUCAGAUGGGGAGCUAUACAAGGACAUAGAGGGGGUGAUAGAGGGGUACUGUGGGGCGCUGGGCUGGCUGCAAGAGAAGGGAGUUCCCCUCUCAAGCGCCCACUUGGUGCCUCUGCUGGAGCUGUGGGACGGCGUCUGUUGGCUGUUUGAGAACGGCGCCAAGCCGGCCAGCUGGCUGGGCCACGUGCUACGGGCCCUCAAGCUGUUCAAUGCUGAAGUCCGUACUGAUGCCCUCCGCCAAGCAGAGGUAAGCAGCAAAGCGAUGGUGAAGGCAUCCAACUUGUGGGGUCCUCUGAAACUCGCUCCCAUCAAAAUGAUUUUUGAGGGAGCUGAUGUGGAGGCAGAAGCUGGCAGGGCGUCCAAGCGCCCAAGAAGAUAG